Messenger RNA from Plasmodium inui San Antonio 1, 1887 nucleotides. RefSeq lists its product as hypothetical. Lineage: Eukaryota; Apicomplexa; Aconoidasida; Haemosporida; Plasmodiidae. Gene Ontology annotation, biological process: axoneme assembly; cilium movement involved in cell motility; cilium assembly. The record is from RefSeq and is a predicted model, not a curated record. The coding region runs from base 1 to 1887 and encodes 628 amino acids. The transcript has a single exon. Gene Ontology annotation, cellular component: radial spoke; axoneme.
AUGAAGAACAACCUGAUGCUCUCACUUAACAACGCCAAGGACUACCUGAAAAGCCGAGACGAAAAUGGACAAUCCGUGUACAAGCACAUAUGUGACGUGAUAAAUUUUAUCAUCGUGGAGAAGCCAGAAAAGUCUUAUGAGCAUUUUGAAAUGAUCUCUAGUCAUAUAAAGGAAAGUAAGAAGGGGGACUCUGUUUUGGCUUCGUCUUCCGCAUCAUAUGCCUCUUCAUCCCACCGCGCAAGGGGCAAAACAUCCAAAGAUUCCAACUUGAGGGACGUCAAUUUAGACAACUACAUACUGCACAACUAUAUAAAAAACAAAAAGGACUGGCUAGCCAAAAUAAAAUUCUCACUCCAGCAGAGAGUGCAGCCUAAACGUAUCCAGUUACCUUUUUUAAAAAAUUUUUACGAGCAAGCCAAAUUAAUUAACUGGGCAGGAUACCACAUAGGGAGCGAUUCUGUUUGGCUCAUCAAUAAAUCCGUGAAAGAUGUCCUCGAAAAAUAUAAAAAUGAAUUGGUGUCCCUACAUUUCUGGGGAAUACUCAAAGGCGUAAAGAACGACUACUACAUUUUGGAAGGGCUUCUAAAGGAAAACUCCAGCUUCCUCUUUCAUAGGAAAGGGAAAAAAUCGGCACCUUCGGAGGACUCGAAUGGAGAGGAGUCCUCAAGCAGCGGAGGGCCCGCAUCAGGAGAGGGGGGGAAACAGGAAGAGGACGACGAGGAAGAUGACGAGGAGGAGGACAAAGAGAACGAUGAAGAAGACGACGAAGAGAACGACAAUGACGAACAGAAGAGGGACCGAAAUAAGAACCACAGAAAAUCCACAAAGCGGAAGGGGAAAAAUAAAUCAACGGAAAACCACCAUCUGAACUACAAGAAGGAAGACUUUGUCACCUUCAACAGGAGGGUCAAUAGACACGUCUACUGGGCGUCCGUGAACGGAACGGAUGAAUGGGUUCUCCUAAAACCUACGACUCCAGAGUACAUUCAAAUGGCUAGUAAGACGAAUAAAAUGCUGACAGGACAUAUGAACAAAAUAAUAACCGCCUUCCCAAACAUUGCCAUAAAGGAAAAGCACUAUCUCAGAGCUCUCAUUUCACUCAUAUCGUCCUACACGCACAUAUCGCCUAGGAAGUAUUACAUUACCAGAGGGGCAGAAAAAAAACAGGCAGUUGGGAAGGGAAAAAAGCGAGGGAAAAAUCGAAACAGCGAUGAAGAUCAAGAUGAAGAGGGAGAUGAAGAGGAAGAUGAACUGGAUUACUCCGAUGCGUCUAACGAAAAAAGUGACGAUUCUAGCGAAACGAAAGAUGAAAAUGAAGGUGAUGAAAAUGGUGAAGAAGAGAAGGAGGGAGAUGGAGACAGACCGAACGGAGAUCUUGACCAUGACAACCACGAUGCUGGGGAUGAUAUCCUAAUAGAAAAUAAAAAGUUCCAAUUCGAUGCAAAUGCUCUUUCACGCCUAGAAAACUGGGUUCACUGCAAACAUAACUUCCUGCCAAAUGGACAUGUCUGCUACCCCAAAGAUAGACGCAGGAAAAAUGGGGGACACGCAAGUAACGCCAAAAUGAGACACAUUAUUAAACAUAACCCCCCUUUAAAAAUCCUAAGAGGCAUUAAUGCACAAAAAGAAAACCAAGUUCCUCCCACGUGGAAAGUGAAGCACCUCAAUCCUGGCCACUACUAUGGAGCUCAUAGUCUCCACUACGACGUAAUAGUCCUAUACAAUUUUAUAUUUUAUGGCGCCUUUACUGUUUACUCAAAUAAGCAAUUUUUUAACUUCUACAUUGGAAAUGGGAUAAAAUCGAAGCACUCGUUUAUUCAUACUUACCAACCUGGCAAAAUCGAAUCGGACGAGAGUGAGUUGUCUGAGGUGGACCACUCAAGUUGA